This is a messenger RNA of Linum tenue, 1065 nucleotides long. NCBI's taxonomy places the organism in Eukaryota, Viridiplantae, Streptophyta, Magnoliopsida, Malpighiales, Linaceae. The record is from the annotation of a GenBank genome assembly.
CUCAAUAACAAGGUUUCUCUUCUUCUUCUUCUUAAAUAUUACUAUUAGAUACAUAGAAUAAUAAGGAAACCCCCAUCUCUGCGAUUAGGGUUCCGAUCAACAGAAGGGCAGGGAGGGGAACGUGCGUAUAUAUAGCACUCUCUCGGGUGCAAUAAUAUUCAAGAACCAGCAGUGCCAUUUUUCGCGUUCUUCUGUUCAUUUUGGUGUGGUUUCAAGCAACAGAAGGAUUAGGGUAAUUAAGCGAUAAUUGAUCAAUGGGGGAUAAGGGAGAAGAGAGGCCGCCGCAGCAACGGAAGCAGCAGCUUACCAUCUUCUACAACGGCAGAGUUUGCGUCUCCGACGUUACAGAAUUCCAAGCGAGGGCGAUAAUGAUGCUGGCGGCGAGCCAGGAAACGGAAGAAAUGUGGAUGACCGCCGACAAGCAACAACACAAGGACGAGAAGAAGACGGAGAGAAACAACAGAAGGAGCGGCAGUGGAGAGAGUGGAGACGGGUCGAGUUCGGAGCCUCCGUCGCCUAGUUCGGGUCACCGUUAUCAUCAUCCACCGCCGCCGCCGCCGCCUCUUCAUUUGCAGCUGUACAGUCCCAACAGUCUCUACAUGAAGAGAUCGCUGCAGAGGUUUCUCCAGAAACGGAAGCAUCGGAUUCAAGACACCGCCUCUCCUUACCAUCACCACCGCCCAUAGCUAGCUAGCUAGCAAGCUUUAAUUAACUUGUACGAUUUAGGAGUUUUAGACUAAUUAAUUAACAUUCUUUCUCCUUCUUGUUUUCUUCAUCUUCUCUUUUAGCUUAACCACCUCGAUUUAGGCAUGAGUGAUUUUAGAAGAUUAGUGGUAAUUAAUCUCUGUAACUUGUGCUUUAGUGGUAAUUGAUUCUGUGUCGCUUUCGGGAAGAGGGUUGGAGGAAGUUACCUAGACUAGUACGGGGAAGAAAGCACUGAUCGAUUAGUUAAUUAAUUGAUGUCCUUUACUUUUCGAUAACCUAAUUUAUGUACUUUUGUUUGUACACUUAUUAAAAAAAAAAAAUGUACAUCGUGUGUUCAUAUGUACUAUAGUACAAUCGAGU